Molecule: messenger RNA, 2144 nt
Organism: Pogona vitticeps (central bearded dragon)
Lineage: Eukaryota; Metazoa; Chordata; Lepidosauria; Squamata; Agamidae
Source: RefSeq, a predicted model, not a curated record
UUUGCCACAAUGCUGGGAACCUUUCCUGGCUCAUCUUUUCUUUCUGGAAGAGACCGAGUUGGUGCCAAGCAUUGGAAAGAUGCUGGGUGCUUCCUUGCCUCAGACCUCUCUCCGAACCUCAAGGGAGUCAUGACUUUUGAAGACAUUGCUGUGUAUUUUACGGAGGAGGAGUGGGCGCUGCUGGAUCCAGGCCAAAGGGCUCUCCACAGGGAAGUCAUGGAGGAGAAUUUAAUCAAUCUGGUCACUCUCGCUACUGAUAGGAGAGAGGGGAGGACUGAGGAAGAAGAGGGAGGCGUAUCCAUGGGAACGGUCUCUGAUAAGCAGUGGAAGUAUUAUCUCGAACAUCAGAAGAGCAUCAGUAGCAGAACGAACCUUAGCUUCUUUUGUAAGUUCUACACGCCCGAGAAGCCUUUGGAAUGUGGAAAGGAUUUCAUUCACAGCACAUUCGGUAAUUAUGAUAUGAGAAUCCACAAUGAGGAGACACAGUUUAAAUGCACUGAAUGUGAGAAAUGUUUCCGUUCGGGCUCAGACCUCGCUACGCAUAAGAAAAUCCACACAGGAGAGAAACCCUUUCAAUGCUUGGAAUGUGGAAAGAGCUUCAGUCAGAGGGCAAACCGUGCUUCCCAUAUGAAAAUCCACACAGGGGAGAAACCCUUUAAAUGCCUUGAAUGUGGGAAGGGCUUCUGUCAGAGGGCAAAUCUUGUUUCCCAUAUGAAAAUCCACACAGGGGAGAAACCCUUUAAAUGCCUCAACUGUGGGAAGAGCUUCAGACAAAGCAUACACCUGGCUUCCCAUAUGGGGAUCCACAAUGGAGAGAAACCAUUUAAAUGUUUUCAGUGUGGAAAAAGCUUCAGCCAGAGCAUACACCUUGCAUCCCAUAAGAGAACUCACACUGGUGAGAAACCAUUUCAAUGUGCUGAAUGUGGAAAGAGCUUCAGUGUUAGAAGCACCCUUAAUUCCCAUCAAAGAAUCCACACUGGGGAGAAACCCUUUAAAUGCUUGGAAUGUGGGAAGCGCUUCAGUCACAGCACAACCCUUGUUUCCCACAAGAGAAUCCACACCAGGGAGAAACCCUUUAAAUGUGCGGAAUGUGGAAGGAGCUUCAGUCAGAGCAGAAACCUUGCUUCCCACAAGAGAACCCACACGGGAGAGAAGCCCUUUAAAUGUGUGGAAUGUGGAAGCACGUUCAAUCAGAGGAAAGACCUCACUUCCCAUAUCAGGAUCCACACCGGAGAGAAACCAUUUCAGUGUUUGGAAUGUGGGAAAAGCUUCAGUUUGAAUGUAAACCUUGCUUCCCACAAGAGAACCCACAUGGGAGAGAAGCCCUUUAAAUGUGUGGAAUGUGGAAGCACGUUCAAUCAGAGGAAAGACCUCACUUCCCAUAUCAGGAUCCACACCGGAGAGAAACCAUUUCAGUGUUUGGAAUGUGGGAAAAGCUUCAGUUUGAAUGCGCAUCUUUCUUCCCAUAGGAGGGUCCACACUGGGGAAAAACCAUUUAAGUGCUUAGAAUGUGGGAAAAGCUUCAGCCACAGCUCGACCCUGAAAUGUCACGUGAGAAUCCACACAGGAGAGAAGCCUUUUCAGUGCCUGGAAUGUGGAAAGCGCUUCAGUCAAAGCACCCACUUUGCAACCCAUAUGAGAAUCCACACAGGAGAGAAGCCUUUUCAGUGCCUGGAAUGUGGAAGGAAUUUCAGUCAGAGCACACAUCUUACAUCCCAUAAAACCAUUCAUGCUGGGGGGAAGCCAUUUAAAUGCUGGGGAUGUGGAAAGAGCUUCAGCCGUAAAAGGAGUCUUUGCUCCCAUGAAAGAAGCCACCUGGAGGGGGCGCCAUCCAGAUGUGCAAAAUCUGGAAGUGAUUUUAAUUCGACAACACACCCUGCUUCCCAUGGAAGUACCCCCAGAGGUGGUCACACUCCUCUCUGAUCCUGAUGCUACACCUCCAUAUGUCCUGUCAUGUAGCUAUUAAAAUCAUAGUUUUGCCACUUGGACAAAUGUGUUCUUUAAGACUCUUCGGUGAUUUCCUCUCUUCUUGAUUUGCUGCCACCAGCCUUUCACUGCCCCUUUUCCCCUUCACUGAGACCUCUCUAAUUCCCUGUGUUGGGUAUGGUGCUCAGCCCCACUCAGUUUGAGUAGAAUAAAUAAGG